Messenger RNA from Aphanomyces astaci, 1496 nucleotides. Its product is annotated as agmatinase, variant. Gene Ontology annotation, molecular function: agmatinase activity; metal ion binding. The transcript is spliced from 4 exons. NCBI's taxonomy places the organism in Eukaryota, Oomycota, Saprolegniomycetes, Saprolegniales, Verrucalvaceae. The coding region runs from base 25 to 1230 and encodes 401 amino acids. The record is from RefSeq and is a predicted model, not a curated record.
GCCACUUCCUUCUUGACGGCCACGAUGCCACCAGCCAUCGCCACGGACGUUGACUUUGUCCUUCGUUUGGCCAAACGCGAUGCCAUCAAGUCCAACCACGGCAUUGUCGAAGCCGAGCAUUUUGUUCGAGCACUGUACAGCACGAGCGAGACCUUGUUGCCCCAAGCCAUUGAUGGUCAAGCCAAUCCAGUUCUGGAGCCCGUGACUGCCGACAAGGACGACGACAACGACACGAGCCAUGCUACGAUUUCCCCUCACUUCCAACUUGUCUUGGACAACGCCGUCAACAUGACGCUCACCGAGCAGCUGUCAACUGAAGCCGUCGUGUUUAGCAUUCUCAUGAACAACGGCAAACAGAAGGAGAAGCCCCUUGCACUCCUCUCGCCCACCGCCGGGGCGAAAAAGGAGGAGCCCUCGCGGAGGGCCAUCGUUGGACCGGUGGACGCGCAAGUGAUGCCGCGGUUCGGCGGGGCCCCAACCUUUGCCCGCCUCCCCCGUCUAGACCAAGUGACCUUCUGUGACGUGGCCAUCUUGGGCCUGCCCUACGAUAGCGGAUGCACCUAUCGCCCCGGUGCCCGCUUCGGUCCGUCCGCGGUGCGUCAAGCCUCGCGCAUCCUUCGACCGUACCACACCACUUUAAAAGUAAACGCAUUCCACGACCAGCAGUGCGUGGAUGCUGGCGACGUGUGCUGCAAUCCGUUCAACGUCACAGAAACCAUGACCACCGUGGUCGACCACGUCUCGGAGCUGUUGCAGCUGCCGUCGCGGCCACGGAUCGUCGCGGUGGGCGGCGACCACUCGAUCUCGUACCCGCUUCUGAAAGCGCACUGUGAAGCGUAUGGCCCCGUGGCCCUUGUGCACUUUGACGCCCAUUUAGAUACGUGGGAUGCAUACUUUGGAGAGACCCAUACCCAUGGGACGCCGUUCCUCCGGGCGGCGGAGGAGCAUCUCUUCCGCCCCGAUGCGUCUAUGCAUGUUGGCAUCCGGGGUCCAGUCUACUCGUCCGACGACUAUGCCCGCGACGCCACCCUGGGCUUUAGCAUGUUGAACAUGGACGCGAUAGAAGACAUGGGGGUCGCCGGGGUUGUCAAACAGAUUCGGGACCGAGUGGGGCAGCACCCGAUCUACCUCAGUAUCGACAUUGACGUGUUGGACCCGGCAUUUGCCCCUGGCACAGGCACCCCCGAAGCUGGUACUUUGACUUGUAUGAUCUAUGAGAUGAUUGAUUAGUGUGGUAGGGGGGUUGAGUACGCGUGAACUGUUUGGCAUGCUGCGGGGACUGCGGGGCUUGAACGUGGUGGGGGCCGAUGUGAUGGAAGUGGCCCCGGCAUACGACCACGCCGAGAUCACCGCGUUGGCCGCCGCUAGCAUCGUGUUUGAACUCAUAAGUCUCAUGGCAACCUCUUCCGCCAAGAUACUGUCGGCUACAUGUGUGUAAUGGGAAUACUAAUCAUAAUCAAGGCACUAUAUAUAAAGGAUCUUUAUAUUUACGGUCA